AUGGCUGAACAGGAUGCGUUCCUACACCUCACCCGCCCUCUGGGCCCUGUCGCAGUUGGCGCACAACCCACAACAGCCCCCCUGCGCGUCGUGAUACAACCGCAAGCCCUCUUCUCGAUACUAGACCACUGCAUCCGUCGCCCCCCAGACCAGCAGAGAGUCAUUGGCACCUUGCUCGGCACCCGCUCCGACGCCGAUGAAUCUCAGAUCGUCGUCCACUCCUCUUUCGCCGUCAGCCACACCGAAACCACCGACCAGGUCGAAGUGGACAUGGAAUACCAAAAGGCCAUGUUGGCCCUGCACCUCCGUGCGAGUCCCAAGGAGGUCUUGGUGGGGUGGUACGCCACCAGCUCCGAGUUGAACACCUUUUCGGCUUUGAUUCAGAACCACUACAGCAGCCAGGGCGAAGGCACGUUCCCAUACCCGGCGGUGCACAUCACCGUGUCGUGCCAGCCCGGCCAGGACAUCGAAGUGAGGACGUACAUUUCGUCGCCCGUGGGCGUGAGCCCCGAGCGCGCGGCCGAUUCCGCGGCGUUCAUUCCCAUCCCUUACACCGUCAACUACGGCGAGGCCGACCGCGCGGGUCUGGAGGCGAUCGGGUACGCCAAGGAGUCGGAGAGCAGGACGGCGACGAUCCUCACGGAGAUCGAGAGCCUCGAAAAGUCGCUGGAAGACACGCUGGGCAUGCUGGACCGGGUGGCCAAGUACGUGGAGAACGUGAUCGAGGAAGAGACCGAACCCUCAACUGCGCUGGGCCAGUUCCUCCUCAACACGCUGGCCCUGGCGCCCAAGGUCGACCCCGCCGAGAUCGAGAAGGAUUUCAAUAACCACGUUCAAGACGUCUUGACCGUGUCCUACCUGGCCAACAUGAUCCGUACGCAGAUGGACCUGUCGAACAGGCUGGCGACGUCAGCAUUGACCAUGGGUGGCGGUGAGAGUGGUUCUACGGAAAAGGAGGGUCGGGGUGAUCGCAGACAAAAUCGACAAGGUGGACAGAGGCAGAACAGGACAGAGAGUUUUUCUGUGGCGAACGUUUGA
This is a messenger RNA of Fonsecaea erecta, 1038 nucleotides long. Its product is annotated as eukaryotic translation initiation factor 3 subunit F. Bases 1 to 1038 code for a protein of 345 amino acids. Gene Ontology annotation, molecular function: metallopeptidase activity; translation initiation factor activity; translation initiation factor binding. The transcript is spliced from 2 exons. Gene Ontology annotation, biological process: translational initiation. Lineage: Eukaryota; Fungi; Ascomycota; Eurotiomycetes; Chaetothyriales; Herpotrichiellaceae. Gene Ontology annotation, cellular component: eukaryotic translation initiation factor 3 complex, eIF3m. The record is from RefSeq and is a predicted model, not a curated record.